UCUCCAUCUAACUGUAAUAAAGCAUGGGUGUAGUAUUGUUAUUGAUGGCAGUGGGGGUGCUGGUGAUGAGCGUGGGUGCCAGUAAAUGCAUUGACGGGGAAAGGGAAGUGCUGCUGGAGUUUAAGCGCAGCAUUGUUGACGAGGAAGAUAAUCUGGGCUCUUGGGGCAACCACAGAGAAGAUUGCUGCAGCGGUUGGGCUGGAGUUGGGUGUGAUAAUCUCACGGGUCAUGUCAUCGAGAUUGAUCUUUUUGGCAUGGAUCUGUUGGCGAAAGGUGGUAGGUUUACCAGCAGCCUUCCAUUCGUUGAGCUGCGCUAUUUGAAGUAUUUGAAUCUUAAUGGUAACGUCAACUUGCUGGCGAACCAGAGCAUCUCAUCUUUGUUUGGGAACAACGGUAGUAUGGUUUCCCUUCAAUAUCUCGGACUCUUUCGAACUGGAAUUGGUGGCACCAUUCCUGAAAAUAUUGGAAACAUCAUGCCUUCCCUUACAGACCUUUUUAUUGUAGACAAUAGGUUAGAAGGCACCAUUCCUGAAGGUCUAGGGAAUAUGGCUUUCCUUGCACAUCUUGACCUUAGUGGAAACUUGUUGAGAGGUCAAAUCCCAAAGAAUUUCGGGGAAAACAUGACUAGCCUUAGGCACCUUAAUCUUGGCAAUAAUAGAUUAGAAGGCACCAUUCCUCGAGGUUUAGGGAAUAUGGCUCUCCUCACACAGCUUGACAUUAGUGAAAACUUGUUGGGAGGUCUCAUCCCAAAGAGUUUCGGGGAAAAUAUGACUGGCCUUACAUACCUUGAUCUCGGAUAUAAUAGGUUAGAAGGCACCAUUCCUGAAACGUUCGGAAAGAUGGUUCAUUUGACUUUACUUUCCCUGUACAUGAAUCGGUUGGAAGGUCACAUUCCAGAAGCUCUAGGGAAUAUGCCUGCCCUUAAAGAGCUUCAUCUUUGGUAUAACAAACUUGAAGGAGAAAUCCCUAAAUUCAUCUGGAACAUAUGCACUCUCAAACACUUGCGCAUGGAAUCCAACCGGCUUAAUGGAAGCCUUGUCAUAUCCACAUUAUGCCCAAAUCACCCUCUGAGGGAAUUAAAAUUAGAUAGCAACCGACUCACAGGCUCGUUUCCUAACAUUUCCAUGUUCCCCUCUAUGGUGGAAUUAUCUGUUGGAGGUAACCUCCUAGAUGGGGUCAUUUCUGAACAUCACUUUGCUACUCUCUCCAAACUGCGCACACUGAACUUAUCUUCAAGCAAUUUCACUUUCAAUCUCACAUCUGCCUGGCUUCCUCCAUUCCGAUUGGAAAUGAUAAACCUUAUGUCUUGCAACUUGGGCCCUGAGUUUCCAAAUUGGAUUAGAACUCAAGUCAAUUAUAAGUGGCUUGACAUUGUUAAAUAUCCCACACCAGAAAGAUUUGGAUGAACAAAGUGCUAUAUUAACACAUGAGCUACUCCUCCUAUCAGGUUGACCUUUUAGGAUGACACCCCGGGUCUUAACAUGGUAUCAGAGCCAAAUCGAUCCAUGGUGUAGGAGCCCCCUUAUGAAUCGUGAUGACACGAUUAUAAAAAAAAUGACAAUUACGGCCGGAUGAAAAAAAACGGACCGAUGAAAAAAAAUAUGAAUGAUGACCCGAUCCAGACGAAGUGGCUGGUCGUGAGGAGGAGUGUUAAAAUGUCCCACACCGGAUAUCUUUGGAAUGAUUAAACACUAUAUUAAGAUCCAGGCUACUCCUCCUAUCAGGUUGACCUUUUAGGAUGGAACCCCGAGUUUUAACAGACAUUUCCAAUAAUGCCAUCUCUGAUUCAAUUCCCUCCUGGUUUUGGAAUACAACUACUCAAUUUUUGAACAUUAAUGCUUCUAAUAACCAAAUCAAGGGAACAAUGGUAAGCGGCUUUCAAGUAUCAUCGGGGUUUCAAUUCAACGGUGGUGUGCUAGAUUUGAGUUUCAAUAAAUUAGAAGGUUCCAUUCCACCAUCUUUCUUCAAUGUGACAGCACUCUACCUCUCUCGUAAUCACUUCACUGAACUCGACUCCCUAUGUCACAUUAAGGCUGCUAGAGUAGCUGUUGCUUUGCAGCUUUUGGAUUUGUCAUUUAAUCAACUUUCAGGAACACUUCCAGAUUGUUGGACAGGUCUCUAUAGUCUGCGAGUUCUCAACUUGGCAAACAAUCACAAACUAUCAGGGAGUCUUCCAACUUCCAUUGGAUCAUUGGCAUCACUAAUGGCAUUGCAUCUUGACCAUAACAGUCUUACUGGCCCUCUAUCUUCGUCCAUCAAGAAUUGCUCCAAAUUGUUAUCCUUACAACUGGGAGACAAUAACUUCUUUGGUCCAAUACCAGAUUGGGCGGGUGAAAAGCUACCACAGCUUGCGAUACUUGUGCUAAGAUCCAACUACUUCAAUGCAAGUGUACCCACAAGUCUGUGCCAUCUCCAAUCUCUUCAACUGUUGGACUUGUCCACAAACAACCUCUCAGGGAGUCUUCCCAACUGUCUUUCUAAUCUUACUAAAAUGACUAUGAUAGGAGUUGGCAAUGCCACCAUUUCUUAUGAAAUAUCAGCGCACUGGGUUGGGCCAAAAUAUUCAGAAACUCUAAUCAUCAGCCAAGAUGAGAAAAUAGAUGUUGUAUGGAAAGGUAUGAUCUAUGAAUUUGGAAGUAUAUUAGGAUUCUUAAAGAGCAUUGAUAUUUCAUCCAACAUGUUGAAUGGUGAGAUUCCAACUGAAAUCACAUCACUUGUUGAGUUAGGUUCUUUGAACUUAUCACGAAACAACUUAAGGGGACAUAUUCCAUUUAGGAUUGGUAACUUGGCAAACUUAGAGGCUCUUGAUUUUUCUAAUAACCAUUUGUCGGGUAGCAUUCCUCAAACCCUUGUCCAUGUUCACCGAAUCAGUGUUCUAAAUCUGUCCAACAAUAACUUAUCAGGCAAAAUCCCGAAAGGCACUCAACUUCAGAGCUUUAAUGCAAGUGCAUAUAUGGGGAAUCCCGGGCUAUGUGGAGAUCCACUCCCCAACAGUUGUCAAGGAGAAGAAUUAACUCGUCCUUCUCGUCCUAGAUUCUGUGAAGAAGAAGAAGAAGAAGAAGAAGAAGAAGAAGGUGCUUGUAAUAAAGAAGACCUGAAUAAGUUUUUUGGCAGCGAGUUUUAUGCAAGCAUGGGGGUCGGAUAUGUGGUUGGAUUUUUUAGUGUUCUUGGGACAAUGCUAUUCAACAGGUCUUGCAGGUUUGCUUUUUUCAAAGUACUCAAUGAUUUUGCUAACUGGGCUUAUGUUGUGGCUGUAAUCUAUAAGGCAAAGCUUCUGACAAUACUUGGGGGUUAACAGGGGUGAUGAGGCAGAGUUUGGAAUUUGUGGAAGAAGAAAUUGAUCAGUGGAGUAUUAAAACAGUUCAUGAUCAAUGCAGCAGAUAUACUGUAUAGCCAAUUAUUCAGCCGACCCCUGUAAAAUACUGAGCUUUUACGAGUGUAAUGGUACAAGUUACGAGUGUCAAUUUCACUCUUGGAAAUCCGAAGACACUGCCGGAAUACAUAACAAAUUAUGCUUUAAAAUUUAUACAGAGUAGAAAAAUAAUUAUUAUCUUGAUAGCUAUUUUAU
This is a messenger RNA of Cuscuta epithymum, 3568 nucleotides long. The record is from the annotation of a GenBank genome assembly. NCBI's taxonomy places the organism in Eukaryota, Viridiplantae, Streptophyta, Magnoliopsida, Solanales, Convolvulaceae.